Wallemia ichthyophaga EXF-994 is the source of this 1902-nucleotide messenger RNA. RefSeq lists its product as uncharacterized. The coding region runs from base 1 to 1902 and encodes 633 amino acids. Gene Ontology annotation, molecular function: transmembrane transporter activity. The record is from RefSeq and is a predicted model, not a curated record. The transcript has 2 exons. Gene Ontology annotation, biological process: transmembrane transport. Gene Ontology annotation, cellular component: membrane. NCBI's taxonomy places the organism in Eukaryota, Fungi, Basidiomycota, Wallemiomycetes, Wallemiales, Wallemiaceae.
AUGUCAGAUUCAAUUCACAAACAGCAAAAUUUACAUGAUUCAGAUCCACAUUCGUCCGCCGUGUUUGAAGAGGAAGAUGAGUUCAACGACAAUGACAUUUUACAUUCGCAUCCGCACAAUCUAGACCUCCCUAGUAAAGUCCGGCGUCGAUCAAGUGUCCGCACAGGCAAUCUGCCCUUCUCCGUAACUCCCUCCGCCACAGCCACCGGCAGUAGGAGAUGGAGCCACACAACCAAUGCUGCUUUAGAGGAAAAAUCUAUCGAUAAUCUUACAAUUUUCCCUAUGAACACACAUCACGAACCGGCUAUAAAAGAGGAAGCUGAUAGCUCAGACACCGAGAGAGAUUCUUCCGAUAAGGACACUGUAGUCGAGACAGACUCUAAAUCUUACAAAGAGGGCGCUGACACACCUCAAUCUCUUUCAAGAAAGCCUACAUUCUCCUCUCUUGAUGAAGAAUCAGAUCAUUCAAAACCAGAAAACUCACUCACUUCACCUCGAGGCGUAGCCAUAAUAAUGACUUGUUGCGCAGCACAAUUUUUUGACAACCAAUGGGUUACUAGCGUUAACCUAGCUUUGCCUAUGAUGGCUUCCGAUCUAGGCAUAGAAGAGUCAAAGAUGACUUGGCUGGUUGCUGCUUACACAUUAACCUUCGGUGGUUUCUUACUACUUGCUGGUAUGUGUGCAGACAGAUACGGUCGUCGCAAGGUCUUUGUUGCCGGUAUGCUUUGGAUGUCUAUCUUCACUGUCGCUGUCGGUGUUUCCAAAACAGGCAUUCAAGCUAUAAUUUUCAGAGCAUUGCAAGGUAUUGGUGCAGCAAGCAGCGUUCCUUCCGCUAUUGGCGUUCUUACCAAUUACUUUGUCGGUAAGCAAAGAUCAAAAGCAAUGGCACUCUUUGGUGCUUCUGGUGCUGUUGGUUUCGUCGUUGGACUGGUUUUAUCUGGUUUACUGAGUGGUACUAUCGGCUGGCGGUAUCUUUUCUACAUUCUCACACCAGUUCUCGUGUCCAUAGCUAUUGGUGGUUUCUUUUUCUUCCCCAAAGACGUUAUACACAAGGAUCAACGUCCAAAGUUGGACAUUAUAGGAUCAUUCACCGGUACAUCCGCCAUGGUUUUACUCGUCUUUGCCUUAACUCAGUCAGAAUCCAGCGGCUGGAAAACUCCAAUGAUCAUCGUCCCGCUGAUACUAGCAUUCGUAUUGCUUGGCGCUUUUCACUUUGUUGAGAAGAAGGUAUCAUCACCCAUACUCCCGCCAUACUUAUGGAAACAGCCUUCAUUUGCCGGUAUCUUUGCUGCUGGUUUCUUCCUCUAUUGCGCAUGGGCGUCUCAGAUUUACUAUCAAACGCUCGUUGCACAGGAGGUUGUCGGUCUCAGCCCCCUUAUCACAGGUAUUUCUUUUGUACCUAUGGGAGCAGUGGGUAUUAUUUUCAGUCUGACUGUUGGUCCGAUCGUAGAGAGGUUCCCUAUCAAGCCUGUUCUAAUUCUGGGAUACAUGUGCUUGGUCGCAGCACCAUAUCCGGCAGCCUUCACCCCAGUCGGAGGUAGCUUUUGGGCAUAUGUCUUACCUACUGCAAUUGUUGGCAUUAUCGGUACAAGCUACGCCCACAAUAUUGGUACAAUUUCCUUAGUUGCCAGUGUACCUCCACAAGCAAAGUCGCUGGCCGGCGGCCUCAUCAACACAGCAUUUCAAAUUGGCUCAAGUGUCGGGUUGUCGUUGACGUCGAUUACAAAUCAAAAGGUCAAAGAUCUUCAACCUAAAGACAUCAGAUACACAACAGAAGGUACCAUGAAAGGAUACCAAGCUGCACUGUUCUUAUGCUCAGGUUUUGCAUUCCUCAGUUUGGUUUUAACAUCAAUUUUCACUAAAGGUGGACAAAAAGCCGAUGCCGGUAUGAUUGCUCACUAA